Molecule: messenger RNA, 1712 nt
Organism: Loxodonta africana (African savanna elephant)
Lineage: Eukaryota; Metazoa; Chordata; Mammalia; Proboscidea; Elephantidae
Gene: SPRYD4
Product: SPRY domain containing 4
Exons: 2
Coding region: 29-652 (207 amino acids)
Molecular function (GO): protein binding
Source: RefSeq, a predicted model, not a curated record
GGCGUGCCCUGUUCAUCCGUAGAGCAAGAUGGCGCUGCCCUUUGCACGUUCGUUGAGCCUGUGCCGCUGGGGAGCCAAACGUUUGGGAAUUGCUGCCGCGGAAGCCCGGAGAGGCAUCAGUUUCAAACUGGAAGAAAAAACCGCCCACAGCAGCCUGGCACUCUUCAAAGGUGACACAGGUGUCAAAUAUGGCAUGGUGGGAUUGGAGCCCACCAAGGUGGCCCUGAAUGUGGAGCGCUUCCGGGAGUGGGCAGUGGUGCUGGCAGACACAGCGGUCACCAGCGGCAGGCACUACUGGGAAGUGACAGUUAAACGCUCCCAGCAAUUCCGAAUAGGAGUGGCAGAUGUGGAUAUAUCCCGGGAUAGCUGCAUCGGUGUUGAUGAUCGUUCUUGGGUAUUCACCUAUGCCCAGCGCAAAUGGCACACCAUGUUGGUCAAGGAGAAAACCCCAAUAGAGGGCAUCGGGCAGCCAGAGAAGGUGGGGCUGCUGCUGGAUUAUGAGGCCCAGAAGCUGAGCCUUGUGGAUGUGAGCCGGGUCGCUGUGGUCCACACGCUACAGACAGAUUUCCGGGGUCCAGUAGUACCUGCAUUUGCCCUUUGGGAUGGAGAGUUGCUGACGCACUCAGGGCUUGAAGUGCCUGAGGGUCUCUAGUAUGCCCAUCACUGGAGCCCCUAAUCAUGUUCUUGGCUAGUCUGCUGAAAGUGUCUGAAGCCUUUUGACUUUGCCCCAAGCAGCCUGUAGCUCCCAAUUCAGUGUUGGGUCCUCUGUGCAAUAUCUUAGCCAUCUUCCUCUCCACUACCCAAUGAAAACUAGGCAUACAGCCACAACCACCCCCCGACCCCAAACUAUGCCAGUUUCCUAGGUUACCAUGGGUGUGCUUUCCCUGACUUGCUUCCUUCAGCCCAUCUGCUUCACUGUGCCUAGACCUUCUGAUUGUAUUCAGUUCUGGGAGUGUCUUUGAGCUUUGAAUUUAUUCAUAACUGAUACCUCUCCCUCCCUUUCCUACAUGUAACUUGUUUGUUCUUGGAGCUCUACCAAAUCUCUUCAGAGUAAACCCUUUCUGCCUCUGGCUGGAGGAGUGGUAAUUCGGUUAUUAGCCUCUUUCUCUACAGCACAUGAAGAAUCUGGGCUCUGGCUCCCUCAGUAAGUGCUUUAUUGACUCAGUAUGUUGGAGUGAGCCGUCUCCCAUACCUCAAUACCACAGACCCUUAGCCCCACACAACUGCAGCUAUCCCCUGAGUCCAUCCGCCUUAAUCUGCACACCUCUGACACUCAGCCAAUCCAUUACAAUCAUUGUGCCAGUUACAAUCAUGACCAAAGAGUAAGAGACACUUCAGAGAUAUCUAGGGGGUUAGUGUUAGCGUUGAUUCUUGAGAAGUCCUAUAUUCAUUUCUGCCACAGUUGGAACUUCCAGAGAGAGGCCUGAGGUUUUGCACAAUCCAUUUUUUGUGCCUGCUCAGAUCCAAGCCCCCCUCCCUCUUGGCAGCAGAUUGCACUUAACCUAAAGCAGUAUUUGGGGUCAGGGAAAACCAAGUGAGUUGAACGAGUAUGUAUGUGAAAUAUGUACUGUUUGGGCCUCUCUGACCCUGUGGUUCCAUCUUUUCUACCUUCUAUAAUGGUGAUGCAGCUGAAUACUCCUAGGGGAGAAAGACAAGGGCUGGGUUUAACAAAAAUAAUGAUUUGUGUAAUUAAAGUUUAUAUGAGCACAAAA